GGGGAGGAGGCGGAGGGAGCAGCGGAGCGCUUGCUCGCCAAACUAGGACUUGGUCGGGGAGGGCUGGCCCGCCGCUGCUCCACAGCUACUGCUGCCCUCUCGUCACCUGCGGGGACUUCAGCGCCAUUCCGGAUCAGCCACCGCCAGGCACAAUGGAAACCUUUUUUAAGAGGCACUUUGGAAAGAAGGGGCUGCCAGGCCCGCGGCGUGCCAGCGUGGUGGCUGUGCCCACAGGCAAGGCCCGCCGCCGCUCCCAGGCCGGGCUGCCCUCCGCUUCACUGGCCCAGCGCCGUCGUGGCUCGGGGGCCCCGCUGCCAGCCCUCUCCUGUUUGCCCCUGCCUCGCCGCCGCGGCCCCCGCCGGCGCUCCAGCACCACACCGCCAUGCCUCAGCCCCCGCUUCGCCGUGCAGCAGCAGCGUGGGGGCUGCCCGCCAGCCAUCAAUGCCACGCUGCUGGGGCCCUCCGUGCUGCUGGCCGGCUUCCUCCCCACCGGGCAGGAGGGUGCUGGAGAUGCCUCCAACUCCUGGUCUGCGGAGGAUGGCGACGGCAGGGUGGAUCGGGGCAGGCGGUGGGCCGAGGAGAGCUGGCUGGGCGUGCUGCCUCGGCUGCGGCCGCUGCAGGCCAGGCUGCUGACACGAGGCCCUCGCUGCCUGCGCCGCACCUUCUCCCACCGCCUGCCCACCGAUGUCGGCUGCAGUCGGGCUCCCCACGGCCUGCCGGGCCGCUACCGUCGCCUCAGCCAGCGCCGCCGCUCCAGCGAUGUCCUCUGGCCCGGGCUGCUGGCCACCACUCGCACACGGUGGCUGGCCCAGCAGUGCGCAGGGGCCGCCUUCCCCGAGUGCUUGGGACCAGAACCAGCCUGCUGCCCCGACGGCUGGAGCCCCAGGCUGCUGAAAGCUAUUGCCAAGUCCAGCCUCCAGCACAUGGUAGCCCAGCCAAACCCCGUGCCAGCCCUGAGGAGUGAGUCAGAGAGGCAGAUACGCAGCACUGUGGACUGGAGCGAGACUGCAGUCUAUGGGGAGCACAUCUGGUUUGAGACCAAUGUCUCUGGGGAUUUCUGCUACGUUGGGGAGCAGAACUGCACGGCCAAGCUGCUGCAAAAACCUCUCUCCAGGCGUAAGUGUGCAGCAUGCAAGAUCAUAGUGCAUACACCCUGCAUAGAACAGCUGGAGAAAAUAAAUUUCCGCUGCAAACCUUCCUUCAGGGAGUCGGGAUCUCGGAAUGUACGGGAGCCCAUAGUUGUCCGGCAUCACUGGGUGCAUCGGAGGCGACAGGAGGGGAAAUGCCGGCAGUGCGGCAAGGGUUUCCAGCAGAAGUUUGCCUUCCACAGUAAGGAGAUUGUAGCCAUCAGCUGUUCAUGGUGCAAGCAAGCGUAUCACAGCAAAGUGUCAUGUUUCAUGCUGCAACACAUCGAAGAGCCCUGCUCAUUAGGGGCUCACGCUGCUGUCGUCGUUCCUCCCACCUGGAUUUUGCGGGUCCGACGGCCCCAGAAUCCAAUGAAAUCCAGUAAGAAAAAGAAGAGGACAUCAUUCAAGCGAAAAUCCAGCAAAAAGGGUGCUGAGGAAGGGAGGUGGAAACCUUUUGUCAUCAAGCCCAUGCCAGCUCCUCUCAUGAAGCCCUUGCUGGUGUUUGUGAACCCCAAGAGUGGUGGGAAUCAGGGAGCCAAGAUAAUCCAGUCCUUCAUGUGGUAUCUCAACCCACGGCAAGUUUUUGACCUCAGCCAGGGUGGUCCCAAGGAGGCGCUGGAGUUGUACCGCAAGGUCCACAACCUACGGAUCCUGGCAUGUGGGGGAGAUGGCACGGUGGGCUGGAUCCUCUCCAUUCUAGACCAGCUGCGCCUCAACCCACCUCCUCCUGUGGCCAUCCUGCCAUUGGGGACAGGCAAUGACUUGGCCAGGACCCUGAACUGGGGCGGGGGUUACACAGAUGAGCCUCUGUCCAAGAUCUUGUCACAUGUGGAAGAUGGGAACAUUGUGCAGCUUGAUCGCUGGAACCUCCGUGUGGAAGCAAACCCUGAAGCAAACCCUGAGGAAAAGGAUGAGGCAGCUGCUGACAAGCUUCCCUUGGAUGUCUUUAAUAACUACUUUAGCCUUGGUUUUGAUGCACGGGUGACGCUGGAAUUUCAUGAAUCCCGAGAGGCCAAUCCAGAGAAGUUCAACAGUCGGUUUCGGAAUAAAAUGUUCUAUGCUGGGACGGCUUUCUCCGACUUCCUCACAGGGAGCUCCAAAGAUUUAGCGAAGCACGUCAAGUUGGUUUGUGAUGGCGUGGACCUGACCCCCAAGAUCCAGGACCUGAAGCCACAGUGUUUGGUCUUCCUGAACAUCCCCAGAUACUGUGCAGGCACAAUGCCCUGGGGCAACCCUGGAGAGCACCAUGACUUCGAGCCGCAGCGCCAUGAUGAUGGCUGCAUUGAAGUCAUUGGCUUCACCAUGACAUCCCUGGCUGCUUUGCAGGUGGGUGGCCACGGGGAGAGGCUGUGCCAGUGCCGGCAGGUGGUUCUCACCACGUCGAAGGCCAUCCCCAUGCAGGUAGAUGGGGAGCCCUGCAAGCUGGCAGCUUCCUGCAUCCACAUCUCCCUGCGCAACCAAGCCAACAUGGUGCAGAAGACCAAACGGCGCAACUCCAUGCCUCUGCUCAACGACCAGCAGCCAGUGCCUGACCGGCUGCGAAUCCGAGUGAGCCGAAUCAGCAUGCGCGACUACGAGGCACUGCACUAUGACAAGGAAAAGCUGAAGGAAGCCUCUGUGCCGCUGGGGAUCAUCGUGGUUCCAGGGGACAGUGACCUGGAGUUGUGCCGGACCCAAAUUGAGAGGCUGCAGGAGGAUUUCUCUCCACAGCCCUCUGCUUUGCAGCGCCUGCUCUUUCAGGAAGGAGAUGGAGCCAAACCGAAGACAUUGUCAUCCCAGAAACUGUCACCAAAAUGGUGUUUCCUGGACUCAACCACAGCAGAUCGGUUCUACAGGAUAGAUCGUGCACAGGAGCACCUCAACUAUGUGACAGAGAUCUCUCAGGAUGAGCUCUAUGUACUGGACCCAGAGCUGGUGAUCACCCAGACCGUAGGCACAUCUCCUGCCAUGCCUGAUCUUGUUGACUCAUCUGCCACACCUCCUGGGCACCACUUUGCUUUCCCAUCCUCUUCCUCCUCUCCACCCUGCUCUCCUGCCCCCAGUGCUGACGCUGAGCUCUGCCUCCCGCACAAAGAUGACCUGAUAGAAGCUGCCAAGACUGGUAACUUCAGCAAGUUCCAAGAGCUGCACCGAGCUGGAAGAGACCUGAUGGUGCGAGACUCCUCUGGCCGAACUGUCCUCCACCAUGCUGUCGUAUCAGGGAGCAAGGACAUCGUCAAAUACAUAAUUGAGAAUGCCCCUUCAGAAAUCCUCGAUGCCACGGAGGAAGAGAACGGCGAAACCAGCUUGCACCAGGCUGCAGCUCUACGCCACCGCACUAUCUGCCACUACAUCGUGGAGGCCGGGGCAUCACUCAUGAAGACUGACCUGCAGGGAGACACCCCUAAGCAUAGGGCUGAGAAAGCCAACGACCCCGACCUGGCUGCCUACCUCGAGAACCGACAGCACUACCAGAUGAUCCAGCGGGAGGACCAGGAGACAGCUGUGUAGCGCUCAGCGUGCCUUAGCCCAGCCAGCUUGGGCAGGACGAGAAGAGGACGGCACCUGGCAGAGCUGUGAGUCUGGCCCAGCCCUCCCUACGCGUCAGCCCAGUCCCUGGAGGAGAUGGAGACAGCAGGGCUGUGACCCAGGCUGGGCUGGGACUCUUUAUGAGGACAGUGGGUAUUUGGGACUUGAAGCCCUGCUCUUUGCGUGUCCCCCUUUGCCUCUCAUCCACCACGUUCCCCGCUCCAGAUGGGCUCCAUCCCAGAGCCCCACUGGGGCAGGCAGGGAUGUAGCAAUCCGUCACCCUCACACAGGGGAGCAGUGGUAGUGCCCCCAGCAGGUUCUUGGGUUCUAUGACCCGUGCAGGACACCACUGCUCGCCCCUCUGCCUGCUAGCGGUACCGCUCCAUUAGGCACUUCACCUUGUCCAGAAGAAGCACCAUGACUACUGCCUCUGAGUCCUGUUCUCUCUUAUCAGCCUGGGACUGCCCUUGGUCUCUGCGGCAGGAGACAAGUCCCUUGUGUUAGGGAACGUGCACCCACCCCUUCCUCAGAGCAUCUGGGACUGGCACAGCUGGAUGCGGGGCAGCUGCAUUCAGUGCUGGGUCUGUGCUGCUCUCAGGAAUCUCCCUGUGCUCCCAACCUAUGCGACCGCUGCAUAUGGCUCUGCCAUCCCCACAAAUCAGACUCAGGGUUUUGCAGGGAAACCUGGGAGGUCCCCCAGCCCAGACACAAGCUCCCUGGGCGGGCUGCCAGCACACCUCCACAGGUUUUAGCAGAAAGAGGGAUUCGGAUGCAUAGGAAGCAUCAGGAUCCCCAGCCCCGAGUCAUGCGUGUGACAGGAUGGCAUUUGGGGCACCACCUGCCAUGGGACACGAGGCACCGUCUGCCCUACAGAGGCCACGAGUGCUGAUGUGGCACGGCAGCCAUCGUGCACACACUUUUGCAGAGCAGCAGUCCCUGGCUGCAGGGUGCCGGCAGAGGAGGAGGGCAGACGACUGUUGGCAUUGGUGCGUUCAAGCGAGAGGUGUGUGCAAAGCAGGUCUGGGUUUCAGCAUACAGGUGGGGUCCCAGGAGAGGAGGCCGGGGCGUCCCCAGUGUGCACUCGCACCCGACUGUGGCUGUGCUGGGUGACGCUGCUCACAUCCCCCUACAACACGAAUACUGAAGAAAAAAACAUAUCACCACACCACAGAGAACCACAAUGCCGAUCAGGCUUUAGACUGGGGCAGAGUUACCUUUGAGGCUGUGGGGCAGCUGGACCAGAGCAGCGCACGAGGCUGGUGCCGGGGCUCAGUGAUUAAUACCAUCCCAGCAGCACCAGGAGCUCCCAUCAGCGCUGCUCACUUGUGGACAAACGCUGUCAUCUUCCCAAAGGUGCAAAGUGCUGCCCCAGCUAGGGGCCCAGCUCCCCCUUCUCCCCAGUUUGUACGUCCCCGUUUUUGUACAGGUAGUUCAGAGACACACUGUCCCCCUCCCCGCCGGGCCCCGCGCGUGAGCCGAGUUGCUGUGCAAUUCCGAGCCUGGCUGGUGUGUAGGCAGAGGCGGAGGGCUGUCGGUAGCCCUGCCCGCAUGGGGCAGGGGAUCUGUGCAAUACCCGGUUCGGUGUUCCCAGACGCUGUGGUAGGACUGUAUUUUUGUAACUCUGUGCGUGCAGGCUCUAGCGGGCCCGGGGCCUGGCGCGAGCCCGCCUUCCCGUCGCUUUUUGACUUUUGACUGUUUGGAUGUUGUUGUUUCUUGCCGUUGAAAUAAAAAAGAAAUGGAUGUUUUAA
Gallus gallus (chicken) is the source of this 5383-nucleotide messenger RNA. RefSeq names its product diacylglycerol kinase zeta (gene DGKZ). Gene Ontology annotation, molecular function: ATP-dependent diacylglycerol kinase activity; protein binding. The transcript has 33 exons. NCBI's taxonomy places the organism in Eukaryota, Metazoa, Chordata, Aves, Galliformes, Phasianidae. The coding region runs from base 153 to 3617 and encodes 1154 amino acids. The record is from RefSeq and is marked validated. Gene Ontology annotation, cellular component: nucleus. Gene Ontology annotation, biological process: diacylglycerol metabolic process; lipid phosphorylation; intracellular signal transduction.